AUGGCCGAGCCGGGCAGGGCGUCGGCCGCGCCGGACGACAGGCUGGGCUCGGACUCGGACUCGUGGGCAUCUUCCGCAUCGGACUCGGAGGCGAGACCAGAAGCAGAAGGAUCGUGGAGCGGCUCCGGACUCGGAUCUUCUGCCGCUCUCCAGCCGUCGGGUCGGACUGUGGUGCUCGAGGGCCUUCGAAUGGAGUACCCCGGCCCAGACGAGCCGCUAGGAGACCGCAGAACGGCGCUCGACGACUCGCUUGUCACCUCGUUUGCCAUGGCGGCGCCCGGAAGCCUCCUGCGACUGACGUACUGCUCGGUUGAGACCAAGCCGUGGCUUGCUUCCGAGCUGGAUGCUUCUGCCGGAAGAUGGGCUGCGGCCAACGUCGAGGCCGGCAUCACCGGCGUCCUCGUCUACGUCGCCGGCCUGUUCUUCCACGUUCUCGAAGGCCCGGCCCGCGCCGUCAACGCCCUCUACCUCCGCAUUGCCCGGGACGAGCGCCACGGUGAGUGCUUUGUCAUCAAUCUGGAAACCGCGCCGCUCGGCGACCGGCUGUACAGCGAGUUCAUCUUUCAGCGCGCCUCGUCGCAGCCGCAGGUCUACACCAUCCUCAAGAACGUCCUCGCCUCGCUCUCUUCAUCAUACCAAAUCCUGGAGCGCUACCUCCCGCCUGUAGUGCUUUACCAGCUCAAGCAGGGUCUCAACCCGUUUGACUGUCAGCCGCGCAUCGUCGAUGCUCUUGUUGUCUUUGUCGGCCUCACCAACACACAGCCGGCCUCGGCUAAGUGGCUCUCCGAUGCCCACUAUCCCACUUUUAUCGUCUUGCUCUCCGAGCUCUACGAGCACGUCACCUCGUCCAUCGUCCGCGCUGGUGGCGAGGUUGUCAAGUUUAUCGGUAAGGACGUCAUGGUCUGCUUUCCCGAGGCCGACGUUCUCCCCGCCCUCCACGCCCUUCACAACCUGCAUGUCCUCCUCACCGUCCUCUGCGACCGCUCGUCGCUGCCUGGUGCCUCGGUUGCCAUGGGCGCCUGCGCCGGUCCGGUCGUUGAGCUCAACAUCGGCUCGGUCGACUUUGAGAAGCUCGACUACACCCUCCUCGGCAACGUCGUCAACACGGCUUCGCGCUUCAAGUCGCUUGCUGCCUCGCUCGGCCACGAUUUGGUUGUGGCGCCCUCCGUCGCGGAACUGAUUGCUCCGGGCGGCGCGUCGCUGCCGGCCCAGCCUGGGGCCCAGCUCGCAGCAGCAGAGUGGACGCUCGUCUCGCUCGGCGAGCACGUCCUCAAAGGACUCGCCGACCCGCAGCCUGCCUUUACCGUCGUUCCGCCUUCGACCCGCGCCAACAGCUGGCCAGCGCUACCGCCGCGCGAGCUCCUGCCUCCUCGCCCGCGCCUCCUGGACAUUGCUGCCACCCACUCUUCCUCCUUUGACCUCCUCCGCACCACCAUCGAGCUCACCUCGUCGCCCAAGUCGCCACCAGUUCGCCUCGAUGCCUCGGGUCGGUACUCGAUCGACCACUCGAUCGCUCAGGUUGCCGACCGUGUCGACCACGCACUCGACAACGCCUCGUUCCGGCUCUCGACUUCGAUGCUCUCGUCGGGCUCGCCGUCGAGCUCGCCGUCGGGCGACACGCCGCUCCCGCGGCUUCCUUCUAUUGACCUCUCCGACACCCCGCGAUACGUCGCGCUCGUUGCCCCGGACAUCCGCGGCGAUGCGGCGUAUCCGCGCUCACCGGACAAGACUGACCUUGCCCGCGCGCUACAGGUCACACUCUCCGAGCCCAAACUGCCGGCGUCGCCGAUUCGUGGCCUUCAGCACUUGGCCAACCGGCGGAUGGGCGGCUCGUUUGACUCACGUCGGCAUGUCGACGUCGCCUCACUCCUAGCUACCGGAUGCGACCGCGCUGGCGCGUCUGCGCCGACCUCUGCUUCGAUGCCGAUUCAGGCACGUUCGGUUGCUGCAGCCGCCCGCGCCCGCUCGCGCGCCCGCAAGGCCUCGGUCUCGACGCCGCCGCCAAUCGGCAUGCUGCGUGUCACGUACGUCUCGCUUGCUUCAUCGUCGAUGCCGUCGUCAGAGUGGGCGAGCCUCGUCGACAAGUGGCGGAUGCGGAACCUCAAGCGUGGCAUCACCGGCCAGCUGCUCCGCUCGUCAUCGGGCGAGGUGCUGAUGCAAAUCCUAGAAGGACCCGCCAGUGCCGUCGAUGCACUCUUUGCCCGCAUUGCUGCUGACCCGCGCCACCACCACGUCACCCGCGUGGGCUCGGAGACCAUUGUCAGCCGCGAGCACCACGGGUUCUCGGCCGAAGUCUUCUCCUUUGACUCGACUGGGCCGUCGGGCGAGCUCGUGGUCGAGCACAUGAUCCGGCUCAUGCUCGACACCAUGCUCACCUCGUACGUCUCGCUCCGCGGCUACACCCAGAAAAAGGUACUGGACAUCCUGCAGACCGGUGCCAAUCCGCUCGCCCACUACUCGCACCCGGUCCGGGCUGUCAUCCUUGUCACCGACAUCCUCGACUUUACCCGCAUCACCGAGGUUGUCGGCCUCAACGCUGAGUUGGUUGUCGAGCUCAUCAACACCUUUCUGGAAAUCGUCAUUUCCGCCGUCGAGCGCGGUGGCGGCUCGGUCAACAAGCUCAUCGGCGACUGCGUCGUCGCCUUUUUCCCGCCACAUUCCCGGUGGAACGCGGUCCAUGUCGCGCUGGACAUUCAGCGCCGGCUUGCCGCUGCACGAGCCGCCGCCGGCGAGGAUUCGAUCCUCUCGAUCAUGUACUCGGGCGUUGGCCUCGCGUCCGGCCGGGUCUUCCUCGGCAACAUCGGCGUUACCCGCCUCGACUUUGCCAUGAUCGGCGCUGCUGUUGACGACGCCCAUGAUCUCGAGUCGGCCACUCGCUCUGUUGAUGCUGCCCUCCUCAUCUCCCCGAAUCUCUUCCGUGAACUGGAAGGCAACCCGCCAGAGCCGCCGUCGCCGUCGCCCAGCGCGCCGCCGACCAUCAGUGCGCUCCCGCUAGUCCGGCUUGGGCUCGGCGAGAGCCACGCCUACACCGUCGACUCGCCCGACGCCCGCUGGGACGUGGCUGAUGUUCAGGCCACCGUCAAUGCCCACCUUGAAGGGCCGGUCUUUGCCCUCCCGUCGGCGCUCGACUCGAUUGCCGACCUCGCCAACAGCUCACCCGGUGAGGGCCGGACCCAGCCGAUGUCGCUCCACGCGCUUAGUGUGUCGCCGAUUGUCAAGUCGGGCGCAUCGUCGCUCGACGACGACGGGUCGACGCGGUCGGACGGCGACGAUACCGGCCGCGACGGCGACGACGACGACGACGCGGUCGAUCUCAACGAGCUGCUCUCGGACGAUGUCUCGUUCAUGACAAUGGUCACAGCGUCGGGCAUGCUCGACUCGCCGUCGGCCGACGCGGUCGACCCGAAGCUCGAGGUGACGCAGUCUGGCGACUCGGGUGAGUUUACUAUCAACUCGGUCCAGCGGUCGCAAUCGUUCGACAUGCGGCGGCAGCCGCAUCGGUCGAUCUCGCGCCGCCGCGCAGGCUUCCUCACGCUGGGACGUUCCGGCAGCCCGGGCAGCGGACUCGGUUCGCCGGGCGGCCGCGAGGACUCACCGUCAGCGUCACGACUUGCCGCGGCCGUUGCCGGGCGGCGACUCUCAGUCUCGCUCUCGCCGCCGCGGCAGCUGAGCCGCAGCAUGCGACACACGCCGGCGCGAGCACCGUGGCAGCAGUCGCCGACGCACUGGCGCGACUCGCCGGCGUCGUCGUCGGUCUCGCCGCACCGCGGCACGGUCUCGCUGCUCUCCGAGACGUUGCCGGCGCGGGCGUACUCGUCGGGGGAGCCCGGCGAGUUUGGAUCGGCCACUGUCUCCAAUCUCUUUGCCUCGCUCUCUGGCCGGCGGCUCGGCCGCUCCAGUGACUCGUCGCGAGUCGGCUCAGAGCUCCGCGAGCUGGCCGGGCGGCUUGCACAGGCACUGCCGCCACUCAAGAAGCACACCAAGAGUCAGUCGGGCCCGGCGACGUGA
Thecamonas trahens ATCC 50062 is the source of this 4008-nucleotide messenger RNA. Its product is annotated as adenylate cyclase. NCBI's taxonomy places the organism in Eukaryota, Apusomonadida, Apusomonadidae. Bases 1 to 4008 code for a protein of 1335 amino acids. Gene Ontology annotation, molecular function: FAD binding; adenylate cyclase activity; blue light photoreceptor activity. The transcript has a single exon. Gene Ontology annotation, cellular component: cytoplasm. Gene Ontology annotation, biological process: cyclic nucleotide biosynthetic process; intracellular signal transduction. The record is from RefSeq and is a predicted model, not a curated record.